Messenger RNA from Astrephomene gubernaculifera, 1089 nucleotides. Lineage: Eukaryota; Viridiplantae; Chlorophyta; Chlorophyceae; Chlamydomonadales; Astrephomenaceae. The record is from the annotation of a GenBank genome assembly.
AAGCAAUUUAAGGUGCGACGGGUGCCCAGAAUGUCGAUCAUCAAUUUGCCUUCACAUCUUGGGUGCAAGCAGGCUGCACGUCGGACUUUUGGCCCGUCCGCACGACCUCCAGUGCCGUUGAAGCAGGGCCUCUGCCGUAGGGAAUUGCUGCAGCUAAGCAUUGCGCUACCCUUCCUAGCACAGGGGCCAGCCCUUGCUGGCACAAACGAGACACCAGCUCCCGCUGCGCCUGCCGAGCUCCAAACACCGCCUGCAGAAGCUCCACCCUCCAUCGCGGCUCCAGCUGAUCCAGCUGCUGCCGUGCCAGAACCCUUCUUGGAUCUCGAAUUCCAAGUCGUCCCACCGUCGUCUUUCAAAUUUGUGGACACGCAGCCGGUGUACAACCCAGAUCUCCGAGGCCCCGCGCCCGAGCCCAGCCCCGUGCGCGCGCGCUUCGACUCGCCGGACGGCUCCACGGUGCUGUCGGUGGUGGUGCGCAGCGCCCAGUCCAUCCGGCCUUCCAUCCUGCAGGUGACCGACGUCAGCGUGUUCGGCGGCCUGGAGGAGGCGGCCAAGCUGCUGCUGCCGCGGGGCUCGAGAGUGCUGGCAGCCAGCGCUCUGCAGGUGGUGCUGCCCCCCAAGGAGACGGCCAUAGGUACCGUGGAGCUGCCGCCCAAGAACUACUACAAGUACGAGUUCACAACUGCCAACGGACUCCACGUUGUGAUGUCAGUUGCGGCCAUGAAGGGAAAGAUUUUCGUCUGCGGCGGAUCUACUGCGGCCGGCGCGCGGUGGGAACAGUACGGCAGUGCACUACGGGAAGCCGUGGAUUCAUUCCGGCUUCGGAGCGACAACAGGGUGCUGUAACGCAUACGCGUGGGCACCGUUUGGAAUGCAGCCGCGGACAUGGCUGUCAGUAGGAUUCAGUAAUUGAGGCUAAUAAGAAACUGACUUUUGUUCGGUAGCAUUGCCACUAACCGUGUAACCCGAAUCCGUGUCUUCUCGGGGUUUGAGAGGGUCUAGAAUACCCAGCUUCCGAAUACCCAGACUGUUUCGCCUGCUGUUGAGCACGGUGAUUACGACUGACCGUAAGUUGUACCUAAAGGAGCG